Paramecium octaurelia is the source of this 2703-nucleotide messenger RNA. Lineage: Eukaryota; Ciliophora; Oligohymenophorea; Peniculida; Parameciidae. The record is from the annotation of a GenBank genome assembly.
AUGAGCUAGAAUCGUUCCUAUAAUGAUCCCUACCCCUAAGGUAAUGAAGAGAGUCAGUUGACUCCUAAUGAAGCAUAAGGUCUGCAAAAUUAAGAAACAAUUAAUGAGAAUCUCAAUUAGGAAAACAACAUUACCAAUAAUGAAUAAAAAUAAGUAUAAACUUAGAUGAGUUAGAAAACAGAUGAAGAGAUUGGUAAAUACUAUAAAAUAAUGAAUUUUAGAUAAAAAAUUAACAAUCUAGUGGAUGAACAGAAAAGGAGUUGAAUUAAAACCGGAAUCGUCAGACUGCAUUGAGAAUGCUAAGAAGAAUGCUAAGAAGAAUGCUAAGAAGAAUGCUAAGAAGAAUGCUAAGAAAUAAAAUUACAACAUUUUAUUUAAAUUACUAUGGUAAAUAAUAGAUGAUGAGGCAAAAAAUAAACUAAUUACAUUUAUAAUAGAAGGAAAGAGAAAAGGGUUAAUAAAAAUAGAUACUCAUCAAAAAUUAAUCCUUUACUCAACGGACAUUCGAUGUAAUGAAGAAAUUCAACUAUAAUUCAAUUAAGUGGAAGCAAACAAUGAAUUAAAGAAAUUAAAAAUAAACUUAAAGAAAUAAGAAAUGAUCGAAUAAAAGGAUAUGGAUACAAAAAUAUAAUUCAAUUAAGUGAUAGUUAACAAUAAUUUAAAGAAAUUAGAAACAGAGAUAUCAUUCGAUAAAGUGAAAGUUAAUAAUAAUAAAUUAAAGAAAUUAGAAAUAAAACUAUCAUUAAAUUAAGUUAGAGUAAACAAUAAAUAAGAAAUUCCAUAAGAUGAAGUGAUGAAAAUAGAUCUAUCAUUGAAUUAAGUGUAAACAAACAAUAAAUUGAAGAAAUUAGAAAUAGCACUAUCGUUCAAUUAAGUGGAAGUAAACAAAAAAUUAGAGGAAUUAAAAAUAACAUAACGAAUUCCAAGGAUCUUUUUUAAUGAUAGCAAGAUAAAUGAUACAAUAACGGAUAUAAAAGAAUAGUUGAUAUUGUUGAAAUUGUUGAAAUAGUUGGAAUAGUUAAAAUAGUUGAAAUAGUUGGAAUAGUUGGAAUAGUUGAAAUAGUUGGAAUAGUUGAUAUAGUUGGAAUAGUAGGAAUUGUUGAAAUAGUUGGAAUAGUUGGAACAGUUGAUAUAGUUGAAAAAGUUGAAAUAGUAGGAAUAGUUGGAAUAGUUAAAAUAGUUGGAAUAGUUGAAAUAGUCGAAAUAGUUGAAAUUGUAGAAAUUGUUGGAAUAGUUGGAAUAGUUGGAAUAGUUUAAAUAGUUGGAAUAGUUGGAAUAGUUGAAAUAGUUGGAAUAGUUGAUAUAGUCGAAAUAGUAGGAAUAGUUGGAAUAGUUGGAAUAGUUGAUAUAGUCGAAAUAGUAGGAAUAGUAGGAAUAGUUGAAAUAGUUGGAAUAAUCAAACUUUAAUUAGGAUAAGAUUAAUUUUAUUAAUACGCAACUAUAGGUAUUAGGUAUGCUGAUUAAAUAUAUCUAAGAUAAAAAAACUGAAAAAACUGUCAAAACUAACAAAAAACAAAAAAAUAUCUUUAAUUUUAAAAAAAAAGACUUAGAAUUUCUUUGGGAGGAUUGGCGAGUUGAGUUUAUAAAAUUAAAAUCAGAAUUAGAUGAUGAAAAUAAGAGUAGUGCACUUAUUAACAAAAUACUCAAAAAAUGUCCUUAAAUUAGUGUAGAAACAAUAUCAUCAGUGAGUAAACAUAUCAAAAAAUAAACUCUAAAGUUAAUUAAUUAAAAAGUAAAUUGUAAGAUAAAAAAUUAAAAAAAGGUCUAAUAAAUUACAGAUCAAUAAGUUAAUAUACAAUAAUAAAGUGAAUAAUAACUGUUUAAUGAAUAAGAUAGCUAUAAUAAUAAUAGAGUCAUUACCUCGUCUUUAACAAAAAGAUACUCGAUAACUGAUUAGGAUGUACAUUAAACUUCUUGUAAAAUGAUAUGUAAAGAAAAGACAAAUUCAUAAAAAGGUGAAUAAGAUAAUAAUCAAAGUGGAAUAGGUCUUGUAGAAUCAGGCCUUAAAUUACCAAUCAUAUAAAGCUAGCAUUGCAGCCCCAAAAUCUUUUAAGACGGAUCAAUGCAGUCAAGUUAUCCUUUAUAAUAACAUUAAAAUACAAAAGAUAGUUAAGGAUGUGAUAAGAUGAAAAAUUAAAACUAAAAUCAAAUUUCUGUACAAUCAAUUAACAAAGAAAAUUAGAUAAAUUCAUCAGAAGUUGGAUUUGAUGAUCAAUCAUGUAAAAUACCUUCUGUAGAAUAAAACGAAGAAUCAUUCAACUAAAACUUUUAAAAUGAAAAUGAAUAUUAUCCACAAUCAAAUAAUGAGGAAUUGAAUUGCUAGAUUAUUACUGAUCCUCCUAUUUAGAAAAGAGUUUAAAAAUAGAAAAAUGAAUCAGAAAGUGAAUGUUAUGAUCUAUAAUGUAAAAUAAUUAAUAUAACUUUUAAUAGAUAGAGAAAAAGAAUUAGAUUUGGGAGAGGAGGGUCAAAUAAAAGAGGAGGAUCAAAUAAAAGAGGAUGGGCCAUUUAAAAUAGAAAAUGGAAAGAAAGCAAAGAAAGCAAAGAAAGCAAAGAAUGCUAAGAAAGCAAAAAAAGCAAAGAAUGCUAAGAAAGCAAAAAAAGCAAAACCAAAUCCCAAAUAAGAGCCAUAAAAUUAGAGAAAUUUCACCAAAAAAAAGAUUGCCAAAUGAAUAAUGAGAGAUUAUUAUUAUAAAGCAUAAGAAA